Carassius carassius (crucian carp) is the source of this 1457-nucleotide messenger RNA. RefSeq names its product small integral membrane protein 29 (gene smim29). Bases 317 to 625 code for a protein of 102 amino acids. The record is from RefSeq and is a predicted model, not a curated record. The transcript has 5 exons. Lineage: Eukaryota; Metazoa; Chordata; Actinopteri; Cypriniformes; Cyprinidae.
AUGAUAAUGCAGCGACCCCUGCUGUUCGUCCAUUCACUGGGAGCGGUGUAGCUCCUCCUCCUCCGCUCCUCCAUCAUCGUUUCGUUUUCACUGCGGGACGUGUUUUCCGUAAACACUGACAGUGGAGCUUUAAUGUCCGACGAAACUCCUGACUUGUGUUAUAAGAAGCGGCUCUGGAGUUUCCUCACAGUGAAGUGGCUCUUCUGACUGGAUCAGUCAUUAGUGAAAGCAGAGAGACCAUGUGGGAGUCACAUGCGUGCAGAAGAUGAGCAGAACGGAUGCCAGGAGCAAAGCCCCGGUCUGAGUGUGUUACACCAUGAACAUCACCACACAGCCCCCUCACACCAUCAGCGGAGACGCGGCCAUCAGCUACGUGCUGGUCCCCUUCUUCCUCAUCACUGCCCUCGGGAUCGUUGCAGCAGUGGUGAUGUACAUAAGGAGGAAGCGGAGGAUUGAUAGACUGCGGCAUCAGCUGCUUCCAGUUUACACUUACGACCCAACUGAAGAGCUGAACGAGGCAGAACAGGAAAUCCUUUGGAAAGAGGAAGACACAAAGGCGGUCCAGGGUUGGAUGAGGACCUAUCAGCAGCGCAGACCCCUGCUGUCGAAGGAUCCUGAUGCGUGAAAAACAGCUUCUGGUGAUUCUGCACAUCAUCUGUGAACCUGGUCAAUAACUCAACACUGUCUCGUCGUGCUGUAUUGCAGAUUCCCAAGAUAGACAUUUUUGAGCAAUAAGCUACUGUUUUUUCCUCUGUUUGAAGUGCUGAGUCUGGAAGAGCUUUAGGGACAGGAAGUGAUGGGAUCAUAUUGUUCACCUCAGGUCUCUUCUCACAAAUAUGGUCCAGCUGAAGCAGUCUGAAUAGCAAGACUGAAGAAAGAUGUUAAUACGCCACUGUGUUACAGUUUUUUAUUUAUUUUAGCUGUUUUUUCUGCUGAUGUUCUGCUGAUUAAAUCCUCACGAGAGCUGUUUGUUUUCCUGAGCGUGCAUGAAUGUGAUCUCAAGUGCUCUUUUAUUUUUCAUUCUCCAUGUAAACUAGUUUUAUCAGGUGACUCGCCUUGACAUUUCCUGAAUGCACUGGGAAUGUCAUCAUGAGAAACUAAAGGGUUAAACAGACACCACAUCAUUAACUCUCAUGUUGUUCAAAACCUUUAUGUAGGAAACACUGGAAGCAAGUGAAUUUUAUGAUACAGAAGAAGAAAAAAAUGGGACAUUUUUGUGAAAUCUCUUAUGUUAUGUUCCACAUAAGAAGAAAACAGUUAUAAGAUAAAGAGAUGAUGGUAAAUGAUGACACCAUUUUCAUUUCUGGGUGAACUAUCCCUUUAAAGUCAGCCUGAAAUCAAAAUUCACCCUGGAUAUAGUUUACUAAAUGUGAGAUGUCGUUGUGAAAAAUGUAUCCAUCCUUAUUUUUCAAUAAGCCAUUGGUGAAUGUGUAAAUAAAUAAGGAGAAGAGUAACAA